AUGGAAAAACACGAUGAAAGUGAUGACCAACCGAAAAGAGGACUCAAAAAGCGAAGAGCGUUAAUUUUGUACAGCGCUUCGUCAACGCACAAACCGUGGUUCAGUUUUAGGAUCAUGUCAACAUUACUAUGGAUCCGUUUCCCCGAAAGACAUGGACUUGAGAAGGAAAAGUCGCUGAGCACCUACACACCUCGUCGUUCAGUCAUUUCUCAGGAACCACUGGAGGUCACUGGAAAGCGAGUAGUAGAAAGGAUCGAAUCUGGAGAUUACCAGACAAUACGAUAUCCAGUUUCUGCAGUUGGAGAACUAGUGGCCCUGUAG
Molecule: messenger RNA, 321 nt
Organism: Necator americanus (New World hookworm)
Lineage: Eukaryota; Metazoa; Nematoda; Chromadorea; Rhabditida; Ancylostomatidae
Exons: 1
Coding region: 1-321 (106 amino acids)
Source: RefSeq, a predicted model, not a curated record